CGGAGUCAAGCUCCACAUGCCUCGCCCUUUCUGCGAGACGCUUUUGCGCACGAAGCAUUCGCUUUUGCUCGUGGUUUCGAUUCGUCCCGGAUGUGAAUCUGAGCUCCUUUUCUGCCCAUGAAUCGUUACAUUUUCGCUGCAUGUGCGACCCAUCGCCCAUGUGGCUCUCUUAAUAAGAAUAUGGCAGUGUGCUCUUAGACUGGUUGUGAGAUCAGAUGGACCUGCCUGCUGAAGCUGCUCAUGGCUGACUGCCAACAUUACUUGAAGCCGUGUACGUGCAAUCGGUUCAUCAGUUCAGCCAGCUGAGAGAGACAGGGAGAAAUUGAAGUAGGAGGAGGAGAAGAGGGCGGGAUUUGAUUGACAGCGCUCGCACGUUUUCGAUUUGACAUCUAUCGGAACGAAACUGCACUUGCCCCGAGAUGAUACGAUGACUGACGAGAGCUUCAAGGUGUCUAAGCCGAUGUAAAUUGGAGGACUCUCAGCUCUCUAAUUCAAGGACCAGCUUGCAUGCUUCGAAUCUCGUCAGUGCUUAGUCAGAGCCAGCAGUGUCGCUGAACUCGGGACCGAGGAGAGAUGGCCAGCUAUUCCAUAGCAAUCGCGGUCAGUGCAGUUUUGGGUGCAGCUACGGUGCUGUUGCUGUGUACGCGAGAUUUUCUCAGUUACUGGCUUUACGUGAGGCCCCUGAAGCUGAAUGCCACGGGAAGCAAGCUGCCGCCGGGCUCGUUAGGAUGGCCCUUCUUUGGCGAGAUGAGAGAUUUUCUCAAGUGCUUCAAGAAUCAAAAGCCGGACCUGUUCGUGCAGGCGCGAGAAGACAGAUAUGGCAAGGCUGGUCUGUACACCACAAGUAUGUUUGGAGUUCCGUCCAUUAUGGCGACUAAGACCGAGACGCUGAGAUUUCUGUUGAAACGAGAUGAUGUCUUCGGGCCUGGAUGGCCAUCAAUGUCCGCGAUCAUGGGGAAGCAUUCCGUUGUAUCAGUCACGGGCGAGUUGCACAAGAGCUUGCGCCGCUACUUGUUCGACGCCAUCUCUAGUCCUCAAGGGAUGAGGCUAGCCAUCCCUCACCUGGACGCGUCGAUGAGGUCGAACUUGAAGCAGUGGGCAGAUCAAGGGAGCAUCAACAUCAGGGAAUGCACUCGGAACCUCACGUUCUACAACAUCGUGGAUAAUUUCCUGAGCAUGAAGCCUUCUCCUGAAGUCGAUGCAAUCCAGCGAGACUACGGCAUGUACAUGGACGGGAUCCGGGCAAUUCCUGUCUACCUUCCGGGAACAGCUCAUUACAGGGCUGCCAAUAGCCGACGAAGACUUAAGGGAAGAUUCCAAGAAAUCAUAGACACUCGCCGAGCAGCCAAUGUCCACCACAAUGACUUUCUUCAAUCUUUGAUGGAUGCACGUAGUGCUGAUGGAGAGCCUCUCACUGAUGAACAGCUCACGGAUAACCUGAUCUCGCUCAUGCUAGCGGGCUAUGAAUCCUCCGCGUAUUCGAUGAUGUGGGUACUGAUUCUGCUAGCGAAACAUCCGGAAUGUCUUGCCAAGCUAAGGGCGGAGCAUAACCAUAUCAAAGAGAGAAUAGGAGAAUCUCAACUCUCUUUGGAAGAUACGAACUCAAUGAAGUACACCCACAAGGUGAUUGAUGAAACUCUGAGGCUGGUCAACGUUGCGCCCAUGGUAUUCCGGACUGUUCUUCAAGAUGUUACUUAUAAAGGUUACCUGAUUCCGAAAGGGUGGAAGGUCAUGCCCUGGUUAAGAGCCCCGCAUAUGGAUCCCGAUUGCUUUCCAGAACCCGAGAGAUUCAACCCGGAUCGUUGGGAUGCCAAAGACGUAAAUCAUGAAGCUUUCAAUCCUUUCGGAGGUGGCAUCAGAACGUGUGUAGGAAAUCAGUUUGCCAGGCUCCAGGUUUCCAUGUUCCUACAUCAUCUUUCACUGGGAUACAGGUGGGAGCUCUUGAAUCCAGAUGCUAAGGUCGAUCAUUUACCUCAUCCCAGACCUUCGGAUGGAGGGCCGAUGGUCUUUAGCACCUUAUAGAAUAGCGCUGUUUCCUAUCGAAGGUUGGAGGUUUAGAAGAUCGUUGACAUUUCACAUUCAACCUGUCACUUGUAAAGAUGUCGCCAAUAAUCCUCAAAUCUUGAGGACUCAAGAACAAACUCGUAAUUCAUGUAAUAUAGUCCUUCGCACAUUUCCACUUGUUCCUUAUAUUUACUGCCAAUAUGACCCUCAGGGAACCUGAUGAAUGUGGUCUGUAGAAAUCAAAACAAGAAAUCUACAUAUUUCGAGUUUUGCAAGUGCAUCUAUUCGGUAUAAGUUAUCCAAUUGGGCGAUGCAUGGGGUAACAAGCACGAUGUUUGGGCGGGCCAUCGCAAAGAAAACCGAGGUCCAGCCCAGAGGCAAAGGGAGGAGUUUCGAAAGCGAGCUUCUCGAAUUUUUUAGACAUCUGUCCUGCAAGCUCAUGCUUGCUAGACACUUGCGCCUUAUUCCAAAUCAGUUACAGCAUUAAGACAAGUAUCGUUAAUUCAACUGCCACCAGAGUAUAGACAUACAUAUAUAUAUAAACUCACACUCUGACAUACUUAUAUUUCAAUGAUCGUGCGGACAUUUCUGCUCCCAACAUUUUCACCCAGAAUCAUCUGUUUCGAAGAGUUAAGUUGAGCAAGAGGUGGAGCUCGGAAAGGGCGGAUUUUAAUGUAGACAAACAAUGUGACAGUGC
Molecule: messenger RNA, 2701 nt
Organism: Marchantia polymorpha subsp. ruderalis
Lineage: Eukaryota; Viridiplantae; Streptophyta; Marchantiopsida; Marchantiales; Marchantiaceae
Source: the annotation of a GenBank genome assembly